AUGCCAUCAGCAGUGAAAGUAAAGUCGGUAGGAUCUUUGCCCUGGGCGACGGGGACGCAUGCCGCCUCCGCGCAUAGCGGUGCCCAGGAUCAGGGUUCCCUUGUCCCUGGGAAGAGUGGCAUUCCCGUCUCCCCGGUCAGCGAUCCAGCUGAGGAAGCAUCUGUGGAUCAGGAUGAAACCUUGGGCGAUGCCUUCUGCCAGACAGUCGGGCGCAGCUCCAGGUUUUUCAUACCAGAUGGGAACUUGCGGAUAAUUGUAGCAGACACGGAAUAUCAGGUUCAUCGCUACUUUUUCUUGCGAGAUUCCGAUUUCUUCAGGCGCCUCGUAUGCAAACAGUGCUCGUCGCAUGCCAUUCCGGUUAUCUGUCUGUUCGACAUCAACUGCAACGAAUUCGACCUUUUCUUGGAUAUCUUUUACCGGAGUGAUUACAUUAAGUACAUGGCGGAAACCUUGGCAGACUGGACCGCCAUACUCCGCCUCUCCACGACCUGGGGAUUCAGGUCCAUCCGUGAGCUCGCCAUACGCGAGUGUUUUCCGCUUGCGCUUCCGGUGGACAGGAUCGCGUUAGGGCGCCGGUACAAUAUCCCAGGCUGGCUUAAGGAUGCCUACGUAGCCAUAUGUCAGCGAGACGAGCCGCUGACGCUGCAGGAGGCGGAACAGCUUGAGUUGGACGACGUGAUAGCCAUUUCCGAGAGACGGCAGCGUAUAAGAGAUGCGAGGGUGGUUGUCCCUGGAGAGACAGUGGUUUCCACAGUCGUCAGCGCAUUUUCAUCCCGGUUCCCCGCCGAAGAAAGCGAUGUGCCCGCUAAUCCUGCCCCGUUGACACCCGUUCCAAGGGAGGACACCGCGGAUGAUACACAGAACACAGUCACGACGAAGGGGAACUUGAAGAAACGAGGUAAUCGGUAA
Molecule: messenger RNA, 909 nt
Organism: Punctularia strigosozonata HHB-11173 SS5
Lineage: Eukaryota; Fungi; Basidiomycota; Agaricomycetes; Corticiales; Punctulariaceae
Exons: 3
Coding region: 1-909 (302 amino acids)
Molecular function (GO): protein binding
Source: RefSeq, a predicted model, not a curated record